Messenger RNA from Phalaenopsis equestris, 525 nucleotides. RefSeq names its product secreted acidic protein 2-like. Bases 1 to 525 code for a protein of 174 amino acids. The transcript is spliced from 3 exons. The record is from RefSeq and is a predicted model, not a curated record. NCBI's taxonomy places the organism in Eukaryota, Viridiplantae, Streptophyta, Magnoliopsida, Asparagales, Orchidaceae.
AUGAUCGUUGAUAACCGGAAGCACGAAAAAGGAAUUCGCCCCGCUGUGAAGAAAUUAGGGUUUCUGUAUUCGCCGGUUCUCUUAAAGCGCUGCGGACUGCGGAUCAUCAAGCAAGAGCCGGUCACAUUCGUCCCGAGUUAUGGUAUGGAUGAUGACAGCGAUGAUGGUGAUGGUGAUGCCGACAGCGAUGAUGGUGAUUAUCUACGGAGUGAUACUAAUUUUGAUGAGAAUAGCGAUGUUUAUUAUGAUGAUGAUGAUGAUUAUUAUUAUUAUGAAGAUGAUGGCCAUAAUGAUAAUAUCAUCAAGCAAGAGCCGGUCACAUUCGUCCCGAGUUAUGGUAUGGAUGAUGACAGCGAUGAUGGUGAUGGUGAUGCCGACAGCGAUGAUGGUGAUUAUCUACGGAGUGAUACUAAUUUUGAUGAGAAUAGCGAUGUUUAUUAUGAUGAUGAUGAUGAUUAUUAUUAUUAUGAAGAUGAUGGCCAUAAUGAUAAUGUUAUGAAUGAGUCAUAUUGGGAUCAGGGAUGA